Messenger RNA from Doryrhamphus excisus (bluestripe pipefish), 2311 nucleotides. The record is from RefSeq and is a predicted model, not a curated record. NCBI's taxonomy places the organism in Eukaryota, Metazoa, Chordata, Actinopteri, Syngnathiformes, Syngnathidae.
AUGUUGGAUCAAAGCGUUAGCUUUAUUAGAAUGUCCCAAUAUUUCCGUUGUACAAGAGUCAACGCUGCAACUUACUACUUGGUAUUGCCGGAGGACCACAAGCUACGUUUUAUAACACAAAUAUUGACAGAUAUGAAUAUUAAAAAGGCAAGGUUGCCGACCCCUGGUCUAGAGAGAGUUCCACUGAGGAAAAGACAGGAAGCAGAACUGGAGGUAGCAGAGAUGAGGAUGCUGAGGUUCUCAUUGGGAGUGACCAGGAUGGAUAGGAUCAGGAACGAGUACAUCAGAGACGCCAUUACAUGUUAGAGUCAUGCUCUUCCCAUUGUCCGGCGGGAGAGAGUUGAAACCCAACGAGGCAGAGAAAUGACACUCGGCGGACAUAUUUGUUAGUCGAAGCCACAACAAAACGUUCCCGACAAUAGAUAUCUGAAAACAAAGAAAAAUGUUUUGUUUUAUGGAGUUUUAAAUUGGAGAUAUUAUAUUGUUAAAGUGCUAAAUCAGCACCAGAGUGGUGUGUGUGUGUGUUUAGUUGGAGGGGUGUGACCAUGCACGCACCUUUUAUGUUGUUUGUCACAUGUCCCCUGGUGUAAACACAUUGGGGGGUUUUUCCACAGUAAGUUGCUUCACGUGGGAAUAUGUGCUUUGUGGAACUUAGCAUCCAUACAGCGUACAUUCCCCCCCUGGGAAUUAUUUACACUGUGAAGGGGAGGUAAGGUGAUCCCAGGCUCCUCAUGGCUCCCUCAGGUGCAACACUGAGAUGACAAACAGAAGGUUCUACAUUGGCUGGGGUGGGGUGUGGGGGGCAACCACAGAACCACAGAACCACAAUAUUUGUUGUUGUUGUUGGUUGACAUCGACAUAGUGGACUCAAAUUGUGUAUAAAAAAAUAUUCUUCUUCCAAAUGAAAGUUGUUUGGUCUAGAGAGAGUUCCACUGAGGAAAAGGCAGGAAGCAGAACUGGAGGUAGCAGAGAUGAGGAUGCUGAUGUUCUCAUUGGGAGUGACCAGGAUGGAUAGGAUCAGGAACGAGUACAUCAGAGACGCCAUUACAUGUUAGAGUCAUUUCACCGGAGACGACGUCCUCACGCCCGGCGAGGACCUCCACCUUUUUAGUGCGCCUUCGUGUUCCCGAAAGCCGCGUCCGGAGAUGUCGGAGGUGCUGCCUUUCAACGAAGACAAAAUGAGUCAUUAUGGAAACGAGGGCGAGGAGGGACACCUUUCCUUCACUUGUCGCCUUCAAGACACCAACAACUUCUUUAACGGCUCGCAGAACAAACGUCCGCCCAAGCUGGGGCAAAUAGGCCGGAGCAAAAGGGUUGUGAUCGAGGAUGAAACCGGUGAUGACGAUGCACUGAAAAAUGUAACAGAGAAGACCCAGCCGGAUGCUUAGACCCCCCCCCCCACCCCCCUUUCUUGAAAAGACACUUGAGAUUUUCCUAAAUGGCGAUAUUUACCAGUUUUAAUCCAAAGACAUUGUAUAUAAGCACUUUGUUUCAAGUGGCAGCAAGCAAGCAGCACUUCCACACACCCUUCUCUCCAAGGCAGUCAUGGCCAUCUGGGUGACACACACACACACACACACACACACACACACACACACAAAGGAGACCCCCCGUGUGGACCCCCCACCAGUUUUUGCCAUAAAUCAAAUAAGAGUAAUGGAGUGUCGGGGGUACAAAUGGAGCAAAGUGACCAAUCAGGGAGAGGAUGCGGAAAUGAAUUAAACAUAAAAAUAAAAGCACACAUUUUGUGAUAACAGUUUAUGAGUUUGUACAUAAGAAACGGCACAAAUUUGUUAUUUAUUUGUAUUUAUUUCGGUGGUUUUUGCAGUGAAUUUUCAGCCUGUUGAGAGAAAUUUUUUUUCUCGAUGUUGCCUGUUUUUGUUAUCAUAAUUUCAUUAUUCAUUUCUAAUAUGAGUUUGGUGAUACUUGGCUGUACACGCUGUAUUGAUAAACUAUUUAUAUUACAUUGUGCAUUAUCGUGUGUGUGUGUGUGUGCCAAACCUCAUAAGGGAUAAGCUAUCCAGCGCCGGAAAACUUGUGUUUUUUUUUUUUUUUUGGUUGUGCGUUUACUACUAAAGUUGGUUUGUUGGGUUUUUUUUAGGGCUAACACAACAAAUAACAACUCAUGCAUGGCUAAUUAAAAAAAACAUGCAUGCCCAGCAACGGAAGCUCUGAAACUUGUGUACUCUUGAAGCACCUCGUGAAAACAGCUUUGAAUGACCAACCUCAAGCAGCAGUCUUAAUGCCGUACUGUACCAUUCACGCGUAUUUGUACAGUGGCCUGAUAUCUUGUAAUAAAGGCUGUAUCAAA